AGAAGGCUCCUGGAUGCAGCGCGGCCUGUGGGGAGUGGGGAGGGCGUGGGGCAUCUGACACCCCCGCCAGGAUCGCCAAGAGCCAUGACAUCAACUGUGCAGACGCUGCGCUUCAAGCUGCUGCCGCACGACACCGGGCAGGAGUGGGUGCACAGCUGCGAGCGGGAGAUUGAGCGCCGGUACCAGGUGGUGCCCUCUGUCGUGUGCGCCAUGUGCUGCCUCUUUGGGAUCAUCUACUGCUUCUUUGGCUACCGCUGCUUCAAGGCCAUCAUGUUCCUGACCGGGCUGAUGUUUGGCUCCAUCAUCAUCUUCAUGCUGUGCUACAAGGAGCGGGUGCUGGACACACAGCUGAGCGUGGAGGCCUCGGUGGGCAUCGGGCUGGGCAUCGGGGCGCUGUGCGGGCUGGUCACCAUGCUGGUGCGCAGCGUUGGGCUCUUCAUGGUGGGGCUGCUGCUGGGGCUGCUGCUGGCGCUGGCCACGCGUGGCAUGGAGCAGUUCUACCACCCACCCACGGUGUAUCCCAUCGGCUGCUGCUGGGCGUGGGCAAUGCUCGGCGCCGUGCUCACCCUGCAGUGGCAGAAGUUCUUUACCACCCUCUCCACGGCCGUCUUUGGCAGCGCCAUCAUGACCGUCACCAUCGACUACUUCAUUGAGCUGCUGCUACUGGUGCAGUACGUCUACGAGCGUGUCAAGGUGGCGCCCGCGCGGCCCAUGUGCUGGUACAGCUGGGUCAUCCUGGGCGUCUGGCCUGUCCUCACCAUGCUGGGCGUGCUGGUGCAGUAAGUCACGGCCGAGGGGUACUCCCACACUGAAGUGGUUAUCAGCCAGCAGCAGCGCCGGGUGCAGCUGAUGCGGAUCAAGCAGCGGGAGGAGCGGAAGGAGAAGAAGCGGAGGCCACCCCAUCCCUCUCCCCACCCACACAAGGCCCACCUGCCCGAGCCCAGCUACCGACGCAAGCCAACCCCUGUGCGCCGCUUCGACGGGGACGUGCUCUCCCCCAGCUACAUCCAGAGUUUCCGGGAGCGGCAGACGGGUACGUCACUCAGCAGCCUCAUCACGAGCACGCACGCCGUGGUCGACCUGGACUAUGACUGCGGCUCUACCGUGCCCUUGACCAUGGGCUCUGGCCCAGCUCUUCGGGUAUAGCCCAGACCCCCCUGACCUCUAGUGACACCAGCAGCAGGGCUCGGUCAGGCCCAGCAUGGACCGACACACCAGAGCCCGCACGGACCAGCCCUCCGCACACACCAGGGCCCCGCCAGGACCAGCACGGACCAGCCCUCCGGACACACCAGGGCCAGCAGGAGUCAGAUGCCAGGGGGGUGUUCGAGGGGACUGUUGUGGCCCGUUUGAGGCAGGAAGGCUAUCCCUGGGGCGGUCUGACGGGGCAUGUGCAGGACUCUGCCCUGUGAUCCCUAGCCGGCGAGCAACGCAGGGAGAGGGUUAAUCCCACUCGCUGGCACAGACACUGCAUGGUGGCAUGGUACACAUGGACUCCUGGAGCAGGGUGAGCACCCCACCGCCACACCCCGAGGGGGGCACAGCCCAUGGCAGGGGCUGAUGAGCCAUGGCCCCAUGUGCCAAAGAGGCCCCAGAGCACCUGGUACUACCAGCUUUCUCCCAGAGGCCCCCAGGAGCAGCUCCCUGCAUGCCUCCCCUUAGCCCCCCCAGUGUCCCCCACGCAGCUCAGUGAGCAGCUUCCUGAGUGCCUCUUCCCCCCACUCUCCACCCCAACCCCCCCAGCAUAGCUCCAUGGUGCCUGUUCCCCCACGCUCUGCCCACCCCAGUGUAG
Dermochelys coriacea (leatherback sea turtle) is the source of this 1792-nucleotide messenger RNA. RefSeq names its product transmembrane protein 198 (gene TMEM198). Gene Ontology annotation, cellular component: cytoplasmic vesicle; plasma membrane. NCBI's taxonomy places the organism in Eukaryota, Metazoa, Chordata, Testudines, Dermochelyidae. Gene Ontology annotation, biological process: positive regulation of canonical Wnt signaling pathway. The record is from RefSeq and is a predicted model, not a curated record.